Molecule: messenger RNA, 2366 nt
Organism: Xyrauchen texanus (razorback sucker)
Lineage: Eukaryota; Metazoa; Chordata; Actinopteri; Cypriniformes; Catostomidae
Product: secretogranin-2-like
Exons: 2
Coding region: 111-1856 (581 amino acids)
Cellular component (GO): secretory granule
Source: RefSeq, a predicted model, not a curated record
CGCGGGAGCUGUCCGGGUGCUGAAACACAAGCGAAUUGCAUUGAAACGCACUGAGGACAUGCUGUUUACGAUUCUUCACAUUCUCUGAACUCUACACAAAAGGCAGUACCAUGUUGUCACUACCGAAACUGUCUGCUGGAGGGGUGGCGGUCCUUUUUGCUUCUCUCCUCCAAACUCUAACCGUGGAGGGUGCAUCCAUGCGCCACCAUCGGCUGCGAGGCAGUGACCAGGGUGGUUAUCUCUCUCCCAGCGCCGAUAUGAUCAAAGCCUUGGAGUAUAUCGAAAGCUUGAAGCAGAGAGCUGACGGAUCAGAGAGCCCUACUGGGGACUAUGACGAGGUGGACAAAUUCCGUUUUCUAGUGCAGCUCGCCUCCCUACAGGAUGAGAACGCCCCCCAACAUGAGGACACGGCCCGUUGGCCCGACAACAAAAGGGUGCCACAGUGGGUGCAAUCUUUGCUUCGGAUGCUCGAGCAGGCUGGAGAGAGCCCAGCAAGCCAGCCUAGCAAUGAGCGGCGCACUCACAAGAGCAGGCGCCCGGUGGGGGAUGCGGAGAGCCCCGUUGGAGACUACGGUGGCUUUGUGAAGCCCCACAAGAAGUAUCCGUUGAUGUUUGAGGAUGAUGAAAACAGCAGAGACAACAAGCGAGCAACGGAGGAUUUGGAUGAGCAGUACACCCCUCAGAGCCUCGCCAACAUGCGCUCCAUAUUCGAAGAGCUUGGUAAACUGUCAGCCGCACAGAGCAAGCGAGAAAAUCAGGAUGAUGAAGAUGGUGAGGAUGAUGACGAUCUGUACAGGGUCCGAAAUCUGGCGUACGAGGACGUGACCGGAGGGGAGGAGUGGGUGCCGCUAGAGGAGCAGAUGGACACAGAGGAAGUUGUUAAAGGUAGCCACGAAGAAUAUGAACGAGGACUAGCAGAUAAUGGUGAACCAGGUGAGGUCAUAGAGAGGCGAGCUGGCCAAGCCGAUGAAGAUCAGGAGAAUCCAGAUGAUGACACGAAACUCGUGGAUUACUACCUGUUGAAGGUCUUGGAGAUGUCUGACCAAGCCCAAAAACGAGACCUGAUGGAAGGAAGGAGGCGUCUUCAACCCCGACCCUCUCUAAUUGACCCAAGGGCUAUUAAACAACUGCUCUCAGCUAUUUCAGUGAAGCUCCAAGUGCCUCCUGAAGACCUGGUUGGAAUGUUGUUCAUGGAGGAAACCAGAAAACAACAGCGCCUUCCUGAGAUCCCGCUGGCUAGGAAGCCCAGCCAACCUCAGUAUAAGAGCCGGGUCAUCAAGUACUACAACGGCCGUCAGCCAGAAGUAACAGUAAGCGACAUCCCCCAUGAUGUCAAGACCGAAGAUAUAUUAAAAGUCCUUGGGUUGGGGAGUCUGGCCAACAAAAAUGCUAAAUUAUCUCUCCUAAAGCAAAGGCCGUACAAAACAGCCAUGGCAAAUUACUUCAACCCAAGUGGAAGACGGGGAAGCUUAUUUUUGUCUGAAUUAAACAAAGCUCCAAGCAAAAGAAAAGAUGACUAUAAUGAUGACGCAGUAGAUGAGGAUGAAGAGUCGACCUUCCUUGCAGCCAAACUCCUGACCGAGUACCCCGACACCAGCUCCAGCAAUCGCAAACGAGCCAUCGAUUCCACCGCAAAUGGACAGCUGCCUUAUGAGUUAUACGAGGAGGCCAUGAAAGAUUUCUUUGAUCAGGUUGAUAAUGGGAAAAGCACGCCUGCCAAAAGAGACACCCAGGGGAAAGAGGAGCCAGAGUCCCCACAAAAGCCACCCACUCAAGAGCCUGUAGACCAAACCCCUGCUGUCUCCAAAACAGAAGACGCAAAAGAGUACUAUGGGAAAAUGGUUGCAGGAAUGUGAAUGGUUGUUUUUUCUCCCCCACUCGUAUCCCAACAAGUCCCGCUCCCUUGGCUAUUUGAACGAUUUCUGAACAGUCCAAAUCGCAAACUGCUUAUAAGAAGCCCCUAUUAGCCAAUCCUGCUGCAAAAGGGACUUGUUGGAAUACGGUUGGAGACAAAAAAAAUAAUGCUUAUCCAUUGGACAUGCCUAUAUCUCCUCAAAAGUAACCAAUGUUUAAAGUGCUUUAGUUUUCUUGGAAUUCUAUAUUAUGUAAAUAUAUAUGGUAUAUCAUUGUGUGGAGUUUUAAGUGUAUUAUAUCUGUAAUUUAUGAAUUGGUGGUCCUCAAAAUGUUUUCUUGUUCCUUUUUCAUUGGUAUCAAGAGAAUGUUCCCGUGUAGUCCUACGACUCCGCUUGCUGCAAUCUUUAAAGGCUAUUUCAUUAUUAAACCAAUAAAGAUGGAUGUGAUUCUCAUUUAUAAAUCAUUUUGUACGUGUUCUAAAGUGUGAGAAGAGAAACACAAAUAAAGCAUUA